This is a messenger RNA of Musa acuminata AAA Group (dessert banana), 1978 nucleotides long. RefSeq names its product transcription factor bHLH49-like. The record is from RefSeq and is a predicted model, not a curated record. The transcript is spliced from 8 exons. Gene Ontology annotation, biological process: regulation of DNA-templated transcription. Lineage: Eukaryota; Viridiplantae; Streptophyta; Magnoliopsida; Zingiberales; Musaceae. The coding region runs from base 259 to 1629 and encodes 456 amino acids. Gene Ontology annotation, cellular component: nucleus. Gene Ontology annotation, molecular function: DNA-binding transcription factor activity; protein dimerization activity.
CACUCCGGUUUGUAGGAGCGGAGUGUGCUCGUCUCUCUCCCUGAGCAGGAGGAGGAAGCAGCAGCAAAAUCCAAGCUUUUCACAUUUCCAACAAUGCUUUCGACAGAACCUGCCUUCGACGGGAGCAGAAUGAUUAAAGGAAACGAAAUCUGUUCAUUGGGGUAAGUGUUAUCAGAUCUGAAGGAGGAGGAUUAAUCUGACUCUUCAUUGCUUCGACUAGUUCAUUCUCGUUGCCUUCUUGAAGGUUUGAAGACACCGAUGGAUACGAAUGAGAAUAACAAGUUUGAGCUGGAGAAGAACCAUGGCAAUCACUUGAGCAACCACAGUUCUGGCAUCUCUGAUCACUGGCAAUUCAACACCUCAACCUCCUCCAUGGCUGCCGGCCUUAUGAAUUUGGUGACCUCGUCUCCAUAUCCUUCAGCUUCGGAGAUGGAGCCCUUCACUCCUGGCCUCUGGAACCACCAUGCCGCUAAUUGUGUGCCGAUUGGAGAACCAGUUGCAGUGUCCUCCGGAGGGAUGCUGCCAUCGACUGUUCCUGGAAUUUCUUCCCCAAGACUGCCUCAUUUCCCCGCUGAAACGGCCUUAGUUGAACGGGCAGCAAGGUUUCCAUGUUUCAGUGGUGGUAAUUUUAGUGGCAUGAACCUCCUAUUUCGUCCAUCUGAAUCAAUGGUUCCGUAUACUAAUGCCAUGGAAGAUGUUACUGAGAUCCAGCUUGGGAAGACUGAAAUGAAUACAACUGUACAAAAUGGUGUCUUGCUCCCUGUUGACAAUGCAUCCGUCAACAGAGGUCUGAUCACUAAUCAAAUAGACUGCGAAUCCCGUGAAGCCAAUUUCACCAAAGGUGGUCAGGAAGGGAACACUGAUUCAUCUGAUGCAGCUAGGAAUUCAUCUCCUAAGAAGAGGAGGACCACUCAGAAGGAAGAGGUGAAAAGAGGCCCACAAUCAUCCUCAGAGACCACAAAGGAGACCACUGAAGGUAAACAAAAAGUAGACCAGAACAGCUCCGAGCACAGUGGAAAGAAUGGAAAAUAUAGCUCAGAAGCUGCAAAGGGGGAUUGUGUUCAUGUUAGAGCACGGCGUGGACAAGCAACUAAUAGUCACAGUCUUGCAGAAAGAGUAAGAAGGGAAAAGAUAAGUGAAAGGAUGAAGUAUCUUCAGGAAUUAGUGCCUGGUUGCAGCAAAGUCACAGGGAAAGCAGUUAUGCUGGAUGAGAUCAUAAACUAUGUUCAGUCACUCCAAAGUCAGGUUGAGUUCCUCUCCAUGAAGCUUGCUGCUGUCAAUCCACAACCCGAAUUCAGCACAGAAGGGCUUCUGGCUAAAAACCUUCUACAUUCUCAUGGUGGCUGCUCAUCUGCAACUGGAUUGCCGCAGGAGAUGAUUUAUCCUCAGGUAUCUCUAUAUCCAUCUCAGCAGGGUUUGAUGCAUUCUGCAAUCUCUGCCAUUAUUAACCCUUCAGAGGCACUUAGGAGAGACAUGAAUGCUCAAUUAUCAACAACCAGUGUUUAUAAAGAGUCUUCUCUGCAGAUACACAAUCCUUGGAACAAAGAGGUCGUCAUGCAAAUGACCUACGGUGCUAUUCCUCCAAAUGCACCAGAGAUGGAUACUAAACCUGAUGGCUUCACCAUCUAAAACAACUACUCUCACCAAGUUCCUGUGCUAACAUCCUAAAAUCUCAUUGUGCCUCCUUGGUUUGCGGCUAGAUCACUCAAAAGCACUCAUCGAUCAGAAGACCGGGAUAAGAGGUAGAAGAUCGUACAGAAGAUUCAGCAUUCCUCUUCUACAUGUUACAUGAUGUAGCGGGCCGUUAUGCUUUUGGAAGUAAUUAUAGAGAGACAGUGAAUGUUUCUCAACAUUAAGAGUUGGCUUUUCAUUUGUAAUGACAUAUAGGAUAAAAAGCUCAGCUGAUACAUGAAGAGAAAGCUCGGAUGUAAAAUGGGUUUAUUUUUUUUAUCAAAAUGGAACAUCAAUUUUGCAGUCA